Nannizzia gypsea CBS 118893 is the source of this 2139-nucleotide messenger RNA. RefSeq lists its product as hypothetical. The transcript is spliced from 2 exons. NCBI's taxonomy places the organism in Eukaryota, Fungi, Ascomycota, Eurotiomycetes, Onygenales, Arthrodermataceae. The coding region runs from base 1 to 2139 and encodes 712 amino acids. The record is from RefSeq and is a predicted model, not a curated record.
AUGAGUGACUCCGAUGGUAUCUCUGUUGGAGAACAGAAAGUGGAAGUGGAGGAUGAAUCCGCGGUCUACUGCAGCUUAUUACAAUUGAUACAAUGUAGGAGCUGCUCUAUGCCGCUCAAGGCGCCGGUUGGGCUGCCAUGCGGAUGCACCAUUUGCCGGUCAUGUAUACCGCAGACACAUCCCAGAACCAAUAUUACAUACCCUGGAACAGAAGAUCGUAGCCAGGGAUUUUUCUGUCCGUCCAUGUGCACGAAAUCUCGGGAAUCAGACCAAGCUUUUGUGUCUGAACAUUGUUUAGCAGAUUGCAACCUGGAUAUCACCCUUGGUAAGGUGGUGAAUAUACUUGGAAUUUGCGCAAACGCCUACCCAUCUAGUAAAGAUCCGGGUCAUGACAUUCCUAUUCAAAUUCAUAUAUCUAACCGACGGACCAACCCGGAGGUACCAGACCAAGAAUUCCGGAUAAAAGGUAGCCGCCUGGCUGGAAUAUACACUCUCAUGGCCAAAGGCCAUAUUCCGGUUACUGCUGCUGUAAAGUGCACGUUUGAUGAUCAAGACAGAGAGACCUUGAGAGAUAUUGAUGACGGAGUGCUACGGGAGAUAAAGGUGGCUGCGAUAAAAGAGCUUGAUUGUCAAGUGUGCUACUCUUUGAUGACUGAUCCGUACACAACUGUUUGCGGCCACACAUUCUGCAGACACUGCGUGACUCGGAUGCUAGAUACCUCGAACCUUUGUCCAGUAUGUCGGAGGAAUUUACCGAUGAUAUUACCUGACGAUCUUGGAAACGGGAUAUUGGACACCCUUACCUCCAUUCUCUUUCCAGGCCGGAAUACAUCACCACUAGGAGGCAUUCCAAUUGAACCACUGGAUACAUCCAAAAUCGACGAAUUACCCCUAUUCGUAUGUACUGUCUCGUUUCCAUCCAUGCCAACCUAUCUACAUGUUUUUGAACCUCGUUAUCGGCGAAUGAUCCUACGAGUCGUUGAAAAUGGGACCCGUCGAUUUGGCUCAGUGAUGCUCAAUCAAACCGGUGAGCUAGCUGGACAAUCUGAACCUUGCGUACAUGCCCAAUAUGGGACCUUACUUGAGAUUGACCGGUUAGAGUCACUGUCUGGCGGCAGGAUCCUGAUACGUGCCACCGGCCGGUACAGAUUCCGUGUUCUUUCCUGUAGAGACUACGAUGGUUGCAAGAUUGGAUGCGUACAACGGAUAGACGAUAUCCGAAUUCCGUUUGAGGAGAUGAUUGAAGCGGAAGAGCUAUCAGCCCUUAAAGAAGACAGCAAUCCAAAAUCCUUGAACAUCCUCUCCACGCAAAAAUUGUUUCAAAUAUGUUUUAAAUUUGUGACGAAAUGCCGUUCCAGUAGUUCAUCCUGGCUCAAUGAACGGCUGCUUUCCGGAUAUGGCGAACCUCCAACGGAUCCUGCUAUUUUUCCAUAUUGGUUUGCAAGCGUCCUCCCGAUAACGUCAAAUGAGAAAUACAAACUGCUCUCGGUAACAACAGUUCGAGGCAGGUUGAAAAUAUGCGCUAAGUGGGUGCGGCAGAUAGAGAAAGAUAAGACCGUGCUACGGGGCGGUAUUAGAAGUAGCUUUCCUAUAUCUGCUCUUCUUCCAUUCCUAUUCAUGUUUUGCAUAUGGUUCCUACCGACUCUCAUCUCGGCUAUGUUGGCCCUCUUAGGCUUUUCGGCACCCAGAAAGACCACUAAUACUACCACCACUGCUACUCCUACUCCCCCUCACUCGCCUUUUAGUUUUUCAUUCUCCGUUUUCCCACUUGGUGUCUCAUUCACAUACUCGUCAGGCUCGUCAUCGCCUCACAAUACGGAGGGUGCUGCUCUAUCAAAUGGUUUCGUCUAUGCUGGCUUCAACAUAUCACAGUACUUUUCAACGAACUUACUUCUUGGGGGAAUUGUAAUUAUUUGCGUGGCAAGAGUUCUACGCCGAUUUAUCGAGGUGAUUCACCAGCGUCAACAACCUAUAAGGCCUAUGAAUGAAAGCGCCGCAGUGGUCCAUACCACAUCCAGCCCUAAUGAAAAUCAAGACGACCCCGGCCAUGUUGCGGAGCAGAGCAAUGCGAAUGAUGAGCCCAGCGGGAGCGGGCCUGACAGCUCGAACAAUACAAGUUCAGCCGAACUUGAUGACUGA